Molecule: messenger RNA, 711 nt
Organism: Penicillium cosmopolitanum
Lineage: Eukaryota; Fungi; Ascomycota; Eurotiomycetes; Eurotiales; Aspergillaceae
Product: agmatine deiminase family protein
Exons: 1
Coding region: 1-711 (236 amino acids)
Biological process (GO): putrescine biosynthetic process
Molecular function (GO): agmatine deiminase activity; protein-arginine deiminase activity
Source: RefSeq, a predicted model, not a curated record
AUGACAGCCGAUCAGAUCCAGGAGAACCACACAUUUGCAAAGCAAGUGACAGACUCCGACAGCGAUUCAUCACCUUUGAUUAGUAUCACAUCAAAGGUAUGUCUUGAAGGUGGAGCCCUUGUAAACGACGGAGAUGGCACCCUUAUCGUGAGCGAGAGCAGUAUUAUUGGCGACAAGCGGAAUCCGGGGAUUUCAAAAGACGAGAUUGAAGACGAAUUGCGGUGGCUUUUAGGCGUGAAGAAAAUUAUCUGGUUUUCUGGCUUCCAAGAUCUGGAUAUCACGGAUGUCCAUGCCGAUGCUGAGGUCCAGUUUGUCAGGCCAGGAGUGAUAGUCGUCUCCCGGCCCCAUGCGAGUGCGCAAAGGAAAUGGCACGAGGUCUAUCAACAGGUCAUGAAUGCCCUACGUGGUGAGCUAGACGCGAGAGGUCGCCAGUUUGAAAUUCACACGAUCGAUGAGCCAGAUCCAAAACUGGUUCUGACCUCGGGCGUAGGAUAUGAAGAGGAUCCUGCCACAAACUACGUGAACUUUUAUUAUGUCAACGAUGGAGUGAUCCUUCCAAAGUUUGGCGAUGAGGAGAUGGAUAGAAGGGCAUUGGAGACGAUGCAGAAACUGCAUCCGGAUCGAAUUGUCAAGCAGGUCCAUGUCAAUGCACUCCCUCUAACUGGUGGGGUUAUCCAUUGUGCAACUCAGCCUGUUAUUGAUGUUCGGUGA